Molecule: messenger RNA, 2323 nt
Organism: Etheostoma cragini (Arkansas darter)
Lineage: Eukaryota; Metazoa; Chordata; Actinopteri; Perciformes; Percidae
Gene: uevld
Product: UEV and lactate/malate dehyrogenase domains
Exons: 12
Coding region: 223-1635 (470 amino acids)
Biological process (GO): carboxylic acid metabolic process; protein modification process; protein transport
Molecular function (GO): oxidoreductase activity, acting on the CH-OH group of donors, NAD or NADP as acceptor
Source: RefSeq, a predicted model, not a curated record
UCUUUAACUGUCUAUUGUUGAAGCAGAGGUUAAGAAAGGAAAUUGCGCGUGACUCCACCCCCCUUGGCUUGCCGUACGUGAUUUAUCAAGUGGGCGGGCCCUAUCGGUCGUGUCGCACUCUUGAAAGUUUGCGGAAGUUAAUGUUUUCUAAAGUUGAAGUCAGCUGUCAAGAGUGUUACGUUAAAUUAAAGAGAAGUACUUUUUUAUUGUCGUGCUUAAUAGAUGGACCUCAGUUCCGAGAAAAUACAGCGGAUCCUCUCCAAGUACAAAUUCCAUGAUGUUGCUGUUGAGGAGCUGCAGAAGAUCCACCGAGGCUACCCGGGGAUAAAACCAUCCACAGGCACAUACACGUUUAGUGACGGCAGCCAGAAAGAUCUCCUGAGACUCAUUGGUAACAUCCCUGUCCGUUAUGAAGGCCGCUCCUACAACUUCCCCAUCCAGCUGUGGCUGAUGGACUCAUUCCCCUUCACUCCUCCUAUAUGCCUCCUGAAACCAACCCCGGACAUGGUCAUCAGAGAAGGCAGGCAUGUUGACGGAGGAGGGCGGAUCCACCUGCCGGGGCUGCACAGCUGGGAUUAUCCCAAGUCAUCCAUGGUUGGUCUUCUGACUGAGAUGAUUGCCAAGUUCGAGGAGGAUCCUCCACUGUCCGCAAAGACCACAGCGGACAACAAAGACCCCCAUGAGCUCCUGGCUUUUGUUUCUAAUUUACAGAUCAACAAUGGUGGAAGCAGACCUCACGAUCAGUCCAUUAACAAAGUCUCCGUUAUCGGGGGAGGAGAUUUAGGAAUGGCGUCAGUGAUGAGCAUUCUAUCGAAGUGUAAAGUGGACAAACUUGUGUUCAUUGACGUCGCUGAGAGUUCCACCAAGGGCGGCAGUACAGAUCUGGAGAUUUUCAGUCUGCCGAAGGUGGAGGUGUCCAGAGAUUUGUCAGCCUCGGCAGGCUCCGCGGUUGUCGUGGUGACCGCGAAUGCAUGGAGCAGUGAGCAGUCGUACCUGAGCGUGGUUCAGACCAACGUGGACUUGUACAGGGGGAUCAUCCCAAAUCUGGCCCGUCUCAGCCCCAACGCAGUAAUGCUCAUUGCUUCACAACCAGUGGACAUCAUGAGCCACGUAGCCUGGAGACAGAGUUGCUUGCCUCCAGCACGGGUGAUCGGAGCAGGGUGCAACCUGGACUCGGCGCGCUUCAGCCACAUCCUGGAUAUUAACUUGAACACCCACAGACCCGCCUGGGUCAUAGGAGAACUUUCAGACAACAAAGUUGCUGUGAUGAGCAACAACGGGCUGGGCUCCAGCGUGCAGCACGAGUUCGCAGCAGGAGCCAAUGCUACCAAACCAUUGUUAGACAGAGCGUUCGAGAUGAUGAAGAACAGAGGCCAGCGGUCGUGGUCUGUGGGUCUGUCCAUCGCUGACAUCACAAACAGCGUCCUGACGGAUAAGAUGAAGACCCACUCUGUCUCCACGCUGGCUCAGGGCUGGGGGGGCAUAGGCGCAGAGGUGUUCCUCAGCUUGCCGUGCAUCAUAGGAUCUAACGGGUCCACGCGCUUGGCCGGAGUGUCACUGGGACAGGAAGAAGACUCUAAACUGAGGGAAAGUGUCACCUCCCUUUCUAACCUCAUGAGUCAGCUCACCAUAUGACUGCAGUCCCAGUUUGGGUUCAACUGACUGCUGCUCACGGCGGGGGUCCUCCAGUCACACCCCCAGCAGGUGGACUGUCCCCCUAUGAUGCAGUGAAAUGCAUUUUCAGUCAUAGACAGCAUUGGUGUCUUAAAUAUGUAUAGUUUAUUCAUGACGUUUCUUUCUAUAUUCUCAUUGGAUACUGUGUAUUACAUGUGGGUGAAAGAAAUCUGAAAUAUCGAUGUACAGAUUGCAUUUAGGAUUUAAAUUUACUGGGCAUGCAAAGGUUGCUCAUUGUGUCUCAUACAGCGUUUGAAACAUGAACAUGUUUUAAAUGAAUACAUGGUUAUGUUUUUGAAAAAGCAUCUUAAGAAUAGUGACUUUUGAAGGACUAUAUUUCUGUCAGUAAAUGCAAUUUGGCCUUGACUACUUUUACCAAAGAUGAUGUAAUUAUCCAUAUUUUUGUACAAACUCAUUACUUACAUUUGAAAAGAACCAGGGUGUUAAUAAAUAAAGUGUGGGGCAGCAUGUACAUUAUAUUCAGUAGAGUUGGUGUUGACUUAAUAUAUUUACUCAUUGAUGAAGUGGCCUUAUUUAAAAUGUCUUUAUAUUUAAAUAACCUUAACUCUUACUCUUAUACUUUGUUAAAUACCUUGCCUCAAUAUUUACAGUAAGACAAACUUUUGUGGCUCUGCAAUAAAUAUCUGGA